UCCGUGAUCACAGCUGGUAACAAAGCCCGCCGCCGCUCACCAUGCCCGACGGCUCAGCUGGUCCCUCGCGCCAGCCCACAUUCGACACCCUCAAGCGCGAGAAGCUCUUCAGACAUCCUCCGAGGGACAGCGCGAGCUACAAUAUCCUCAACGAGUUUGUCGCGCCGCAUCUUGAGUCCUUCAAUGCAUUGUUCGACGACUCGGGACUGCCUUCGGGUGAUGGUGACGGCCGCGGACUGCUGAGCCUCGGGAUAGAAGAGAUCGGGGAGCGCGUCGUCUUCGAUGGGGACGGCCGCCCGGAGUCCGAGCACGGAGCGACUGGGUGGGGGAACCGUAUGCGAAUAUGGAUCGACUCCGUCAACAUUGCAAGACCCAUGCUGUCCGACCGCGAGACCUUCUCCAAACAACGCAAGAUCUUCCCCACAGAGGCGCGCGAACGCCUUACCUCCUACCGGGGGCGGAUGACUAUGAAGAUCUGCUGGACGGACUCGCACGGAAAUAAGAAUGACAUGGUCAAGGAGUGUGGGCUCGUACCAAUCAUGGUUCGCUCCGUGCGGUGUAACCUCCGGGGCAUGUCCUCGGCCCAGCUCGUCGCACAUCGCGAGGAAGCUGAGGAGUUCGGCGGCUACUUCGUCAUAAACGGCAACGAGCGCUUAAUCCGCUACCUCAUUCUCCCCCGCCGCAACCAUGUCAUCUCCCUCCUCCGACCCUCCUUCGCAAAUCGUGGUCCCUCCUACACACCUCACGCUGUCCAAAUACGAUGCGUCCGCCCCGACCAGACGAGUGUUACGAACACACUGCACUACCUCUCAAACGGCAUGGCCAUGCUGCGCUUUAGCUGGCGGAAGCAGGAGUAUGUGAUCCCAAUCAUGCUUAUCCUGAAGGCGCUCGUCGGCGCGUCGGACAAGGAGAUCUUCGAGGGUGUCGUGAUGCAGGACUUCGAGAACACGUUCUUGACCGAUCGCGUCGAGCUGCUACUGCGUAGCUUCAAGGCCUACACUAUGCGCACUGGGAAUCAAUGCUUGGAAUACCUUGGCGACCGCUUCCGUGUCGUGCUUAACCUCCCGGAGGACUGGACGAACCUUGCAGUUGGCACCUGGCUGGUGAACAAGAUGGUUUUGGUGCACCUGCCCACACCUCGUGAGAAGUACAACAUGUUGCUGUUCAUGCUGCGCAAGCUGUACGCAUUGGUGUCCGGCGAAUGCUGUGCGGACAAUCCUGAUUCACCUCAACAUCAAGAAGUCCUUUUACCUGGCACGCUGUACGGCAUGAUCAUCAAGGAGCGCUGCGAAGAGGUUCUCAAUGGAAUCCGGGCGGGCAUUAUGAGCGACGUCCGCAACGGGGUUGUCGUCGAUUUUAACGAUAAACGCUACAUGACGAAAGUGAUGUCGAAAGUUAGCUUCGACAUCGGCGCCAAACUCUCCAAUUUCCUCGCCACGGGCAACCUCGUCUCCCCAACUGGCCUCGAUCUGCAACAAGCAUCCGGCUUCACUAUCGUCGCCGAGAAGCUCAAUUGGCAGCGAUACAUAAGUCACUUCCGCUGCAUCCAUCGUGGUGCUUUCUUCGCCGAGCUCAAGACGACGACGGUCCGCAAGCUACUACCCGAGGCCUGGGGCUUCCUCUGUCCCGUGCAUACGCCAGAUGGUUCGCCAUGUGGUUUGCUCAAUCACUUGUCGCGUACAUGUCGGAUUACUACGACCCCGCUCAUCGUUGCACAUAUCCCUGCCCUCCUUGCCGCCCAUGGCAUGACCCAGCCGUUUGCAGGACGCAUCAAUGGACGCACAAAUAUCUGCGUGCAGCUGGACGGUCGCGUCAUUGGUUGGGCACGGCCUGCAGUCGCACAGCAGCUCGCAAACAACCUACGAAUAUGGAAGACGGAGGGGAUGCACGAAGUGCCGAUGGAUCUCGAGAUCGGUCUGGUGUUGGAGUCGAAGGGCGGCCAAUACCCUGGCUUGUUCUUGUUCUCGUCGCGGUCAAGGUUCAUGCGGCCGGUCAAGUACUUGCCGAAUGGACGCGACGACCAGGUCGGUUCGUUCGAGCAGGUGUACAUGAACAUCGCAUGUUUGCCUGAGGAGAUUGAGCCGGGCGUGACAUCGCAUGUCGAGCAUAACCCCACCAACUUCCUCUCCAUCCUCGCCAACAUGACGCCCUUCUCCGACUUCAACCAAUCCCCGCGUAACAUCUACCAGUGUCAGAUGGGUAAACAAACCAUGGGUACCCCAUCGACCGCCAUCAACCACCGCACGGAUAACAAGCUGUACCGCCUGCAAACAGGCCAAAGCCCCAUCGUCCGCCCCGCCCUCCACAACACCUACGCCAUGGACGCCUUCCCCAACGGCACCAACGCCAUCGUCGCCGUCAUCUCCUACACCGGUUACGACAUGGAGGACGCGAUGAUCCUCAACAAGUCCGCGCACGAGCGCGGCUUCGGCUACGGCACCGUCUACAAGUCCGCAAUUAUCGACCUGAAGGACCAGAAGGGCGCGACGAAGUCCUCGUCCGCACCGACGUUGCACUUCGGGCUGGGGAAGGACAUAAGGAGGACGGGGGAUAAGGCGCAUGCGUGCACGGAGUUUGUUGGGGAGGAUGGGCUGCCGCUUGUGGGUGUGAAGCUGACCGCGGGCGAUCCGAUGGCGGCGUUCAUCAACGACGUGACUGGGCGGACACAAUUUCAGAAGUACAAGGGCGAUGAGACGGCCUAUGUCGACCAGGUCCGAUUGCUCGGUGGCGACAACGGCGACACGGAGCUGCAGAAGAUCCAGGUCACUCUUCGUAUCACUCGUUCGCCCGUCAUUGGCGACAAGUUCUCGUCGCGACACGGGCAGAAGGGUGUCUGCUCGCAGAAGUGGCCCGCGGUCGACAUGCCGUUCAGCGAGAGUGGUAUGCAGCCGGAUGUCAUCAUCAACCCUCAUGCCUUCCCCAGUCGAAUGACCAUCGGCAUGUUAGUCGAGAGUAUGGCGGGCAAGGCGGGUGCGAUGCAUGGGUUGGCGCAGGAUGCGACACCGUUCAAGUUCUCGGAAGAGGACACGGCGGUCGACUACUUCGGCAAGCAGCUCCUCGCAGCCGGUUACAACUACUACGGGAAUGAGCCCAUGUACUCGGGCAUCACUGGCCAGGAGUUCGCCGCCGACAUCUACCUGGGCGUGGUCUACUACCAGCGUCUUCGUCACAUGGUGUUGGACAAGUUCCAAGUCCGUACGACUGGUCAGGUCGACCCGCUCACGCGGCAACCCGUCAAGGGUCGUAAACGCGGUGGUGGUAUCCGUCUGGGUGAGAUGGAGCGUGACGCGCUCAUCGCCCACGGAACGUCCUUCCUUCUUCAAGACCGCCUCAUGAACUGCUCCGACUACUCAACCGCCUGGGUCUGCCGCACCUGCGGCAGCCUCAUCUCCCUCGGCUACGACGACGUCGCUCUUGGCGAGCGCGUCCUCGGCAAGGACGCCUCCUUCCGACCCUCCGGCCCCGGCGGCGAGUACUGCAGAGUAUGCCGCAAGGCCGCGGAGGAAGAGGAGGAGCGUGCGAGGCAAAACGCUGCGGCCCCCACGGACGACGCGCCAAGACGGCCGGCAGCGGACGUGCGGGUGGCGAUCCCGUCGCAGAAUGUUCUGGGGACGGCUAAAAAGGGCGGCGACCUGGAUGUGGUCGCUGUCCCGUAUGUAUUUAGGUAUCUGUGCGCCGAGUUGGCGUCUAUGGGUAUCGGCGUAUCGUUAGAGGUGCAGUAGUCACUUCGCACAUUCUGUUGUACUCUUUGCAUAUCUCAUCCGCUUGUUGUUUGU
Molecule: messenger RNA, 3776 nt
Organism: Schizophyllum commune H4-8
Lineage: Eukaryota; Fungi; Basidiomycota; Agaricomycetes; Agaricales; Schizophyllaceae
Product: beta and beta-prime subunits of DNA dependent RNA-polymerase
Exons: 9
Coding region: 42-3722 (1226 amino acids)
Biological process (GO): DNA-templated transcription
Cellular component (GO): nucleus; RNA polymerase I complex
Molecular function (GO): ribonucleoside binding; DNA-directed RNA polymerase activity; DNA binding
Source: RefSeq, a predicted model, not a curated record